UUCGUGGCACGCGCCGGGCGGUUGGUGCGGGGCUGUGGCCUGCCCACCCCGCAUCCCCUCAUGCUCACCUUAGGCCCCCCCUUUUAGGGCUCCCCUCACGAAGCGGGCGUGCAGCAGUGCCUCAAGCUUUACCUCCGUUGCCCUCGCCGUAGACCUAAGCUCGUGAGGCAUUGAGCAAGAGACUUUCAUUUUGGCAGUAAUCCAGGCAUUGGUGGUUUAUAGUGAAGUGAUGCUCUUGCAUGGUACCGGACUCGUAGUCCACUAUUUACUAUGUGCCUGAUAAGCUAAGUGAGAUGGAGAGCCUGGCUUUCAAAAAUUUUGGACCUGCCACCAGAAAAUUUAAUAAAGUCUAUAUCUGCAGUUCCUGUCUCCAAAAAACGGCUGAUUCCAGCUGAUUUCCAGCUUUCUAUUGAUUCCAUAACAGAAGACAGUUCUAGUGAUCACUCAGCACAAGAUCUUCAGCUUCGAGCUCAGAUGUUAGCAGAGAAGCUGAAAUGUGAUGCUGUAGUGACUGAAAUCAGCACUGGUCCGGGAACAGUGAACUUUAUGAUAAACAGGGAAUUAUUAGCAAAGACUGUGUUGCAGCAAGUGUUGAAAGAUGGCUCAGAAUAUGGAAUAAAAAGUGAACUCUUCUCUACAGUGCCUAGACAAAAGACAGUGAUUGAAUUCAGCUCCCCUAAUAUUGCCAAAAAGUUUCACAUAGGACACUUGCGUUCCACAAUAAUAGGAAAUUUUAUAGCAAAUCUCAAAGUUGCGUUGGGACAUCAAGUAACAAGAAUAAAUUACCUUGGUGACUGGGGCAUGCAGUUUGGCUUACUGGGUGUUGGUUUCCAACAGUUUGGUAACAACGAAAAGCUAAAAUCCAGUCCUUUACAACACCUUUUUGAGGUGUAUGUACAGAUUAAUAAAGCAGCAGAAGAUGAAAACACAAAAAAGCUGGCUAAGGAUUUCUUUAGAAAACUGGAAGAACAUGAUGAGCAGACAUUGUCACUUUGGAAACAAUUUAGAAGCUUCAGUAUUGAAGAAUACAUCCGGAUUUAUAAGCGACUAGGAGUGCACUUUGAUGAAUAUUCUGGAGAAUCAUUUUACCAAGAGAAGUCCCAGGAAGUUCUGAAGAUGUUGGAGGAAAAAGGACUCCUUCAGAAAACAAUAUUCGGCUUGCAGUUACUUCAAUGUUUUCUCUCAAAAUGCAGGAAAGGGACAGGAAUUGUGGAUCUCUCAGAAAAGAAAGACCUCUCAUCAUUUUCCACUGUCAUGCGUAGUGAUGGAACAUCUCUGUAUAUAACAAGAGAUCUUGCUGCUGCUAUAGAUCGAAUGAAUAAACAUAACUGUGAUACUAUGAUGUAUGUGACAGAUAAAAGUCAAAGUAAUCACUUUCAACAUUUGUUCCAAAUACUGAAGCUAAUGGGUUAUGACUGGGCAGAAAGGUGUCAGCAUGUGUCUUUUGGGUUAGUUCAAGGAAUGAAGACUCGGAGAGGAGAAGUUAUUUUCCUGGAAGAUGUUUUAGAUGAAGCUCGCUCAAGGAUGUUACAAAACAUGGCCUCUGCAAAAACAACCAAAGAGAUAGAGAACCCUUUGGAGACAGCAGAGAAGAUUGGUCUUGCGGCACUAAUAAUUCAGGACUUCCAGGGCCUUCUGUCAUCUGAUUAUCAGUUUAGCUGGGAUCGAGCUCUUCAAAGUCGGGGAGAUACAGGUGUGUUCUUGCAGUACACACAUGCCAGACUCCACAGUUUAGAGCAGAUGCAUGGGAAUGAGCAGCUGACUGAUGUUAAUGUGGCGUGCUUGCAAGAGCCAGAGGCCAUCUCAGUUCUUCAGCAUCUUCUCAGGUAUGAUGAGGUCCUGUAUAGAUCUUCUCAGGAUAUGCAACCCAAGCACAUUGUCAGCUACCUCCUCACACUUAGCCAUCUUGCAGCUGUGGCACAUAAAACCCUUCUUGUGAAAGGCAGCGCCCCUGAAUUAGCCCAGGUACGGCACAAUGUUGUUAUGUGGCUGAAGUCUGUGUGGGGCACCCAAGGAGUGCUGCGUUAUGGCUCUGUGAGACCAGCUUUGGAACUACUGAGAGAAUAUGCACCUUCAGGCUAACAAUAUGAUGGGCGGGCUUGCAUGGUGGCACCACUUUGGGAACGCAGGAGCUGUUCAUGACUCUGCCUCCUGGAAAGGGCUGCUCUGCCUGACCUUCCUAAAACAGAAUGCUCAAUAAGGAGAACUAAUCCAAAUCCAAAGAAACUCUUUCUUUCUCAUCACCUUUCCCUCUGAACUGUUUUUUAAGCAUAUAUUUAACUUGCUCGUUAAUGUGUCACAGUUUCCUUUAGUUCUUAUGUGGGAAGACAAAGAAUUAGGAGAUGACUGAAUUUCUCCUCCCUCUUUCCACCUACCUCUCCCAAAUUGUCUGUAUUGCCCUUCUACUUAGUGCUAGCUAGAGCACUUAGGCUGAAAACUGUUAAUGUGCAGUUCCAGAGAGAUGCAUAUUAAUUUCUGCAAAUCUCUCAGGAAAUGUUUGAAUCCUUAACUGCUCAGGAAAAAAAUAUACAGUCUUUUUUAUUUUCUCUGUUAUUCAUUUCAAAAGCAAUUACCUAUCUGCUUUUGGUCAGAGAUUAUUCUUAAGCAUUAAGCCAUAUUGGCGGGGGUGGAUGGGGAAGAGAAUAAGUGAAAAUGAUGAAGCUGCACUUUUAGAUGGCUGCUUAGAUACUAGAGAUAGUCCUGUCUUUGGAGGUGGUUCUGUGUAUUCUUGGGAAGAAGAGCUAAGAAAGUCCAAGCGACAAGGAAAAUUCCAGCUCCUUAUCCUUCUAACUGUCUUUACAAUGUGACAGCUUUCAAGAACUGUUUGGGGGGGGACAAGGUUUGAUAGCACCCUUCUCUAACAGCCAGUUGUGUAACAGCUAAGCAGAUGCUGACAAUGAACAAUGAAAUUUCCAGAGCAUCCCAUAGCUGUUUGAUAGUAUCUAAUCCAGGCAUAGUGGGAAGGGGGACUUCAGCUGUAUCUUCAGCCUCUAAAAGCCUGUGCUGUGGCCACCAAUGUCAGUUUUGUGAUGCAUAAAAGCUUUUCACUUUUUAGCAAUCAGUAGCUCUUCUGCAGGCAUCCUUUCUGGUCACUGCUCUGAGGGUGCAGGGCAUUUCAUUUAUUUUGUUCUGUAUGUAUAAAAGUCAUUAUUAAACUAAGCUGGACACCA
This is a messenger RNA of Dromaius novaehollandiae (emu), 3170 nucleotides long. It is a transcript of the gene RARS2, whose product is annotated as arginyl-tRNA synthetase 2, mitochondrial. Bases 475 to 2082 code for a protein of 535 amino acids. Gene Ontology annotation, molecular function: arginine-tRNA ligase activity; ATP binding. The record is from RefSeq and is a predicted model, not a curated record. NCBI's taxonomy places the organism in Eukaryota, Metazoa, Chordata, Aves, Casuariiformes, Dromaiidae. Gene Ontology annotation, cellular component: cytoplasm; mitochondrion. The transcript is spliced from 19 exons. Gene Ontology annotation, biological process: mitochondrial translation; arginyl-tRNA aminoacylation.